Molecule: messenger RNA, 1311 nt
Organism: Trichoderma reesei QM6a
Lineage: Eukaryota; Fungi; Ascomycota; Sordariomycetes; Hypocreales; Hypocreaceae
Product: cell wall protein
Exons: 3
Coding region: 1-1311 (436 amino acids)
Biological process (GO): fungal-type cell wall organization
Cellular component (GO): fungal-type cell wall; cell surface
Source: RefSeq, a predicted model, not a curated record
AUGCUUGCUUGCAUCACUCGCGCUACCUUACCUACUGUCGUUGCUGCCACGCCUUCUCACCACCACCAUCACGCGCACCGCCAUGCGAAGAAGCACGCUGCCGCCAGGGUCGAGAAGCGCGCUCCGGAUGUUGUCACCGAGGUCGUCGUCGGAGCUACCGCCACCGUCUUCGAGCUCGACGGCAAGAUUGUCGAUGCCGCGACGGCCAAGGCCGGUCUGGCCGAGGGCGAGUACAUCAUCGUCGGAGAGACCACCCCGACCUUCGUCCCGCCGCCUCCUCCUCCGCCUGCGACCUCGAGCGCCGCCCCCCUGAGGGCCCAGUUCGUCGAGGAGCCCAUCUCGUCGCCAGCGGCUCCCACCACCACCUCCGCCCCGCCGCCGCCGCCCACGACCACGGCCCAGGCCACGACCAGCUCUGCGCCCCCUCCCCCCAAGACCUCGAAGCCUGCCCAGUCGAGCCCGUCCUCUGGCGCUACCGGGCUGGACGCCGACUUCCCCAGCGGCAAGAUUUCGUGCAAAACCUUCCCUUCCGAGUACGGCGCUGUGGCCCUCGACUGGCUGGGCACUGGUGGCUGGUCCGGUCUCCAGUUUGUGCCUAACUAUAGCCCGGAUGCGCAGAGCAUCAGCGACAUCAUCACCGGCAUCGCUGGCCAAACGUGCAGCAAGGGAGCCAUGUGCUCUUAUGCCUGCCCUCCCGGCUACCAGAAGACCCAGUGGCCCAAGGCUCAGGGCGCGACUCUGCAGUCCAUUGGCGGUCUCUACUGCAACGAGGACGGCUUCCUCGAGCUGACUCGUCCCGACCACCCCAAGCUGUGCGAGGCUGGCGCUGGCGGCGUGACCAUCAAGAACGACCUCGAUGACUCCGUCUGCACGUGCCGUACCGACUACCCCGGUAUCGAGAGCAUGGUUAUUCCCGCGUGUACUUCUGCUGGCGAGACGAUCGAGCUCACCAACCCCGACGAGACCGACUACUACGUGUGGGAUGGCAAGACCACGUCCGCCCAGUACUACGUCAACAAGAAGGGCUACGCCGUCGAGGAUGCCUGCGUCUGGAACAGCCCGCUCGACCCCAGGGGAGCUGGUAACUGGUCUCCCAUCAACAUUGGCACCGGCAAAACUGCCGACGGCAUCACUUGGCUCUCCAUCUUCGAGAACCUGCCCACGAGCUCGGCUAAGCUCGACUUCAACAUUGAGAUCACGGGUGAUGUCAACAGCAAGUGCUCGUACAUCGACGGAGCCUGGACCGGUGGAGACAAAGGUUGCACGACGGCGAUGCCCUCUGGUGGCAAGGCCGUUAUCCGAUACUUUUAA